CACCCUGCAUUUUAACGUUAGUUUAACAUAUAAAACGUUUUAAUUAAGUUGUUGCGUGUUAGCCUACACUGCAUGCUAAUUUUGAAUAAUACAUAUUUGUUUACGGUGCAGUUUCUGCGAAGACUAAACUAACAGUGCGCACAGGUACCCUAGGGCAGGUAACAGAAAAAUUGUGUCAAUAUGGGCGACAACCCUGACUUUGAUGAUGAAGAAAUUAAAGAAGAUAAAAAUUGUCUGGAUCUGGGAAAAACGAACCCUUCCAAAUCCGUGGACUUGGAGGAACAAAUCGAAUGCACGAGCAUCCCGAAUGUGAACAAGGACAAUACAACUACUACGCAUUUAUACAAAAGGAGAUGGGUGAUGGUGUUCCUUUUCAGCUCUUAUUCCCUGUGCAACGCAUUUCAAUGGAUCCAAUACGGAAUAAUUAACAAUAUUUUUAUGAAAUUCUACAAUGUGGACUCUUUUGCCAUCGAUUGGAUGUCAAUGAUCUAUAUGUUGACCUAUAUUCCCUUUAUAUGGCCUGUAUCCUGGCUUUUGGACAAAAAGGGACUGCGGCUCAUAGCACUGAUGGCCGCCGCCAUUAAUUGCCUUGGGACAUGGAUCAAGGUGGCCAGCGUCAAGCAAAACCUAUUUUGGGUGACCAUGCUUGGACAAUUCGCAGGCUCCCUAUCACAAGUAUUCAUCCUUGGGAUGCCUUCCCGCCUAGCAUCGGUUUGGUUUGGCUCUGAAGAGGUGUCCACCGCCUGUUCCAUCGGCGUAUUUGGGAAUCAGUUGGGCAUUGCCAUUGGCUUCCUGGUGCCGCCCAUCCUCGUGCCAAAUGCUGACGAUAUGGACGAUCUGGCAUACCACAUCAGCAUCAUGUUCUACAUCACUGCUGGAAUGGCCACCGUGAUCUUCAUCCUCGUAGUCUUCGUGUUCCAAGAGAAGCCGGAAAUCCCUCCCACCCUGGCUCAGGUCCAGGCCAGGAGCACCCCUCUAGAAGAGUACUCCUACAUGGCCUCUAUCCUGAGACUGCUGCGUAACCUACCCUUCAUGCUCCUCGUCAUCAGUUAUGGGCUGAAUGUCGGUUGUUUCUAUGCUGUUUCCACACUGCUGAACCGGAUGAUUAUUGAGCAUUAUCCAGGUGAAGAGGUGAAUGCUGGGAGAAUUGGCCUCACCAUUGUCAUUGCCGGGAUGGUGGGGUCCCUCAUAUGUGGGAUCUGGUUGGACAAGACCAAAACCUACAAACAGACUACCCUGGCUGUGUAUCUCAUGUCCUUCGUGGGAAUGGUGGUCUAUGCCUUCACUCUGAACUCAGGCCACCUAUGGGUGGUGUUUGUGACAUCAGGGGCUCUAGGGUUCUUCAUGACUGGGUACCUGCCACUUGGCUUUGAGUUUGCUGUGGAGUUGACCUUCCCAGAGGGUGAGGGCACCUCCUCAGGCCUGCUCAACUGUUCAGCUCAGAUAUUUGGGAUCAUAUUCACCAUCGGUCAAGGGAAGAUCAUAGACCACUUUGGCACAUUCGCUGGGAACAUCUUUUUAUGUGUCUUCCUCCUCAUAGGGACCAUUAUGACAGCAUUCAUCAAGUCUGACCUCCGACGGCAAAAGGCCAACCGUCUGGCUGAGAAUCAGGUGGCGAGUGCUGCAGGCCCGUCUCGGGUACAGGACUACGGGGCCACAGCACCCAGCAGCCCUCAGGAGCAGCAGUCCUGACACUAAUCUCACUAAAACCCAAACACACACCUGCCAAGAAACAGGCAGGUCACCCACAGGAAGGCCUCUCACAGCAAGCUACACUGAAGGACAUCAAAGUAUAAGGAGGAAAUCCAGUUGAACGGGUGUGAAAAGAAAGAAAUCCCAUCAUACACUUGGAAUCACACAGGUUCUCCCUCUACAGCAAAUUACUCGUCAGAAGAUAACUGGUUUGAUUAUCAAGCACAACCAAGGGUAUUUCAAUUUUUUUGUGCUGAUAUUUCAUAUUUAACUGUCACUUUUUGAGAGUACACUAUGAAAUGUUAAUAUUUUCAUUUGGUUUCUCUAGCUUUAAAUGUCUGCAAUCUAAAUAUUAUAAAUGUUGAUGUCUGUGCAUUUUGAUAUGAGCAAUAUUCAAACUGUGCUUUUUGUUUCCUGACAUUUGACCAAUACCAUACUGGAACAGAAAGCAUUAAUGUAACUGUUCUAUUUUUGGAAUUUGUUAACGUUAGUUAAAAUUAGACUACAGAUUCAGUGGUUUCAGUUGAAUGGCAGUCUGUUCAGAGGGCCGAUCCAGUCAAGCCAACUCACCUAGUGGCUUAACAGGAUUUUGAGAUUGCUAUCUGCCAUAUAGUAUUACAAGGAGAUAAUUGUGAGUAAAUCAAAUCAAAUCAAAUUUGAUUUGUUACAAGACCUUAACCAACAAUGCAGUUUUAAGAAAAAUAAAAUAAAUAAAAAUAAAUAAAUAAAAGUAACAAGUACUGCUGAUAAUGGUGAAUAUGGUUGAUACUGUGCAUCUGAGUAUGUCUCGUAAGGACUCAACCUCUUUAACCACAUUCUUAGGGACUAUUCUAUUUAAUAGUUAUCUGCAUUGACUUGUUAAAUAGCCUUUAAAGGAACACAAUGACAACAGAAUGUGAGCAAAAAAUCAUUAGCGUGGCGAGAGACAAUCCAAUGGACUUUUUGGAAGUAGGCUAGUGUUAUAUUUUCUAAAGUAUAUGAUUCUUUUGACCUGUAGUUUUGUUACUGAGAAACCUUUUUCAUCUGCUUAUUUGACUUGAUGUGUUGCGGUUAGAAGUUGUCCAGUGAUUUUUCUUUUUUAAUGAUUGUGUAAUCUUAUAAGAAGUGUUUUUCACUCAAAUUAUACAGUAUAUUGUUUUGUAUAAUCAUUGUAUAUACAGUACCAGUCAAAAGUUUGG
Salvelinus sp. IW2-2015 is the source of this 2870-nucleotide messenger RNA. Its product is annotated as choline/ethanolamine transporter flvcr2a. Gene Ontology annotation, molecular function: heme binding; heme transmembrane transporter activity. The record is from RefSeq and is a predicted model, not a curated record. Lineage: Eukaryota; Metazoa; Chordata; Actinopteri; Salmoniformes; Salmonidae. Gene Ontology annotation, biological process: heme export; transmembrane transport. Gene Ontology annotation, cellular component: membrane.